Messenger RNA from Acanthamoeba castellanii str. Neff, 357 nucleotides. RefSeq lists its product as uncharacterized. The annotation marks the transcript as partial. NCBI's taxonomy places the organism in Eukaryota, Discosea, Longamoebia, Acanthamoebidae. The transcript has a single exon. The record is from RefSeq and is a predicted model, not a curated record.
GACCCAGAAGGACGAGAUUACGACCCUCAAGAAGACCGUAGCGACUCAGAAGGACGAGAUUACGACCUCAAGGAGAGCGUUGCGACUCUCGAGGAGAGCGUUGCGACCCUCAAGGAGAGCGUUGCGACUCUCGAGGAGAGCGUUGCGACCCUCAAGGAGAGCGUAGCGACCCUCCAGGAGAGCGUUGCGACCCUCGAGGAGAGCGUAGCGACCAGAAGGAUGAGAUUUACGCGCAAGAGGAGAAAUCAAACGACGGCCGAGCGGAGGAAAAACUGCGGAGGAGGCACUCUCCGCCCGCGUCACAGCUCUCGAGCAGAAGAUGCAGGCCUGGGAGAAGAGCCUCGAAGACGUUGCUGA